Molecule: messenger RNA, 2242 nt
Organism: Phascolarctos cinereus (koala)
Lineage: Eukaryota; Metazoa; Chordata; Mammalia; Diprotodontia; Phascolarctidae
Gene: MMGT1
Product: membrane magnesium transporter 1
Cellular component (GO): early endosome; plasma membrane; Golgi apparatus
Source: RefSeq, a predicted model, not a curated record
ACAAGCCGCGGCGUAGGAGGAGCUGCGUAGCCGUCGCAGUCACCGUCGUAGUUGCCGUAGCUGUUCCCUCCGCUCCUUGGGAGUCAUGGCGACUUCUCUGUGGAAAGGGCUGGUGGGGCUGGGCCUCUUCGCGCUGGCCCACGCUGCCUUCUCUGCUGCGCAACACCGUUCCUAUAUGCGCCUGACGGAAAAGGAAGAUGAAGAUCUGCCCAUCGAUAUCGUCCUACAGACGCUGAUAGCCUUUGCAGUUACCUGUUACGGUAUAGUCCAUCUUGCAGGGGAAUUUAAAGACAUGGAUGCUACUUCAGAACUGAAAAAUAAGACACUUGACACGUUAAGGAACCACCCGUCCUUUUAUGUAUUUAAUCAUCGCGGUAGAGUAUUGUUCCGAUCCUCAGAUAUGGUGUAUUCUUCCAACCAAGAUGCUUUGUUGUCGAGAUCUACAGUGAAGUUACGAAAACUUGAACCUCUGCGUCGUUAAGAUUAUUCAUGUUAAAAUAACCCGGAAAACGGAGACAUAAUAUUGGAGUUUGGGGUAUAAACCAGUUUUUAAAAUAUCUACAGCAGACUUUAUACUAUAAAUAUAAUCAAGGACUUUGUUUGUACACUGUUAAUGAAAUGGCUGAAUUGUGACUUGGCAAUGCAGUAUAUAAGUUAUUGCGACAAUUAUGCUGUGAAACGUGACUGACCUUUCAUACUUUAAGCACUGUUUCAGUUGAUUUUUUUUUCAGUUAGAAAAAACUCAUUCUUAAAAGUCAGACACUUGAAAAAUUUCAUCGAAGAACAAUGGAGUGUUUUGUAGCAAUUUAUUUCCUUUGGUUUGCUUACACGACAAUUUUAAGGAUUUUUUUUUUGUGUAUGUGUGGAAAUACUGUGUGGACUACUGAAUUUUGCAUCAGAAGGGUGGAAAAAGCUGUUGGUCUUCAGUUUUUAGGGUUAAAUGUACUGUAACUGCUUAACUGUAAAGGGCCUUUGAGACCAAAAUGGUGGCUCUUCGGGUUUUUUUUCCUGACCGUUCAAAAGUGGUUACACUUAAAGUUCCUUUCAGUUUUAUCAGUGACUUUCUUCUCCCUACUCUCACCUCCAAGCUGCACCUCCAUCAGUCGAAGAUAACUGUCAUGUUAUUCUCUAACCUCUCUGGAACUUUAUUCAAAUAUGCUAUUUUACUGGGCACUUUUGUGGCAGAGAUUAUUUGCCCUAACAGAAAUUUAUCUAACAAGUGCAACUUGCUUGAAGGCCCAGCACGCUACACACUGCUGUUUGCUGAAGGAGGUAGAAAGAAACAGAUCAACGGCACAUAUAGAAGAAUUGGCCUUGUCAAAGAGAAGGGACGCCUCUUCUUCAGAGACUGGAGUAAAGGAUAAAAGAAUGAGGGAUAAGGGAUUUUGAGAUGAGAAGAAAAAUAGCCUGAGGGCCCUGGUUGGGGAAACAAGGGCUUUGGCAUGCCCUGUAGACCCUUGACAGUAGAAUUUUUACUUUUGAUCUGAACACUUCAUUACCUGGCAUACUAUGCGAGAACACGACAGUGGUGCUUAAGAAAAAUGAAGAAUGGCUGGAUCUGAUGAAAUACAUGCAAGAAGAAAUAAAUAUGGGAGAAUAAGCAGCUGAAGCAGAAAAUGGCAGCCCCAACAGCCCACAGAUGGGAGCAGCAGCUUGGCAGAGAAGAAGGCACUGUGCCAUAUGACAGCUGUGCGGAAGGGAUGGAGCAGCUGCUGAUGUAGAAUGGAUGGCAGCAGCAUGGGGGACUCUGGGAGCACACUAAGGAGACUUUGAGAUAUGGAACUGAGAAGCAGAAGCACUGCUAUAUGCUGGGAGACAGAACUAGGAGAUGUGUUCUAGCUAUAGUGCAACUUUCCUCAUCUUGGAGUUCCAUUUGUAUUCCCUUCCCCACCAGAGUGGAAAUCUGAGAUAGUAUACCUUUGUGUGUAUGAAGGGUGGGGCUGAGAUUGAUUCUACUACUUUAUUUUCCCUUAUUUUCUUUGCUUUUCUUUUCCAAUUAAAUGCUUUGCUAUUUAGUUUAAUAUUCCUGUCUGGUCUGUUGGUAGAGAAUAUAUUUGUGGAAUUUUUUUUCUCAAGAUCCUUAUAAGUAUGGAUUUAUAGAUUGUAUUGGAUUGAACUAAAGAUACUGCAGGGAUCCAGUGAAGUUUUUUUCCCCUUGAUUUUUUGAAGACUAAGCUAACUGAUGUGUACAUUUGUGCAUUAGUAGACAUGCAACAAUAAAUUACAUUGCUUAAGUUGUUUA